This is a messenger RNA of Gossypium raimondii (Peruvian cotton), 2279 nucleotides long. Its product is annotated as LEAF RUST 10 DISEASE-RESISTANCE LOCUS RECEPTOR-LIKE PROTEIN KINASE-like 1.2. The record is from RefSeq and is a predicted model, not a curated record. The transcript has 3 exons. Gene Ontology annotation, molecular function: ATP binding; protein kinase activity; polysaccharide binding. The coding region runs from base 53 to 2152 and encodes 699 amino acids. NCBI's taxonomy places the organism in Eukaryota, Viridiplantae, Streptophyta, Magnoliopsida, Malvales, Malvaceae. Gene Ontology annotation, biological process: protein phosphorylation.
UGCUUAAAAUCAAUUCAUCUUCAAAUUCUCCGGCCUCUCUCUCUUUCCGAAAAUGAUGCCUCCCCCUUGGUUCAUCUCGAUCUUAACCAUGAUCCUGAGUCUUGCCCCGAAAUCUAUGUCAGCCAAUGAUGAGAAUGCUUCAAGCUGCAGUGCACGAAUCCAUUGUGGAGACAUUCAGGACAUUGGUUAUCCUUUCUGGGGAUUGGAUCGACCAGAAAGUUGUGGCUACCCUGGUUUUAGGCUGAACUGCAAUGACGAUAACCCAGAGAUCACAAUCAUGUCAGCCACAUAUCGAGUCGUCCAUAUAAAUACAUCUUCACAACUCCUCCAAGUAGCUAGGAUGGAUUACACCGAAAGUAUAUGUCCCACGUAUCUCCUCAACUCCAGUUUUAAUUCAACCCCCUUUGCAUACAACAGGGAGAGUACCCUGGAUAUAUGGCUGUUUUACGGUUGUCAGCCUCUGACAGAUGUACAAAAUAACUCUACAUCGACUCAGGGGAUUUCUAGUCAAUUUGAGUGCACAAUAAACGAAACAAAUAUCAUAGGUUAUUAUUUGACGAGAAAUGUCAGUGAAACGUCCUUUGACACCGUCAUACGCAAUACCUUGGGAUCUUGCAAUUACAGUGUGAGUAUCCAAGUAAUGAGUUCAGAGGUUCCAUCAUUGGAGGAGAUUGGAAAUUCGGAUAUUUUAGAAGAAGCGCUUAGCCUUGGUUUUGAGCUGCGUUGGUCUGCAAACGAUUCCAUGUGUAAGUCAUGCGAAGACUCUGGUGGGCAGUGUGGGCACGAUCUCAUCACAGCCGAAUUUACAUGUUACUGUUCAGAUGGAUCUUAUCCCCGCGAUUGUCGUCUAACGCCGCAAGCAGGUGAAAAGAAGGAUGUGGGCCUCAGAGUAGGUAUUAUUUGGUUACCAUUAUCACCAAGUGUUGUUUCCGCAAAUGUUUUUAGUGAAAAGUUGAACUUUCUCUUUGCUUUAUCUUCUUCUUUAGGCCUUGGGAUAGCUGGUGCAGUUAUAGCUGGUAUACUUAUUGGAAUCGGGAUUUUAUGCUUCAAACGAAGACAACCAGCAGCCGGUGUUAAGAACAAGUACCUUCCAACACCUCCCUCAAGUGCAGGAUCCUCCACUACUUCUACUACUCAUCUGUCUCAAACCAUCCCUUCAUAUCCCACCUCAAAUUAUGACAUCGAAAAAGAGAGCACUUACUUUGGAACUCACGUCUUUAGUUAUCAAGAACUUGAGGAAGCCACUGAUAAUUUCAAUCCUGCUAAACAACUUGGAGAAGGAGGCUUUGGCACUGUUUAUUAUGGUAUGCUUAAUGAUAGGCGUGAAGUUGCGGUUAAACGCCUAUACAAGACCAAUUUCAAGCGUGUUGAUCAGUACAUGAAUGAAAUCGAGAUCUUCCCUCGAAUACGCCACCCGAACCUUGUCACACUCUACGGAUGUACGUCGAAACGUAGCACAGAACUUCUCCUUGUUUACGAGUACAUUCCUAAUGGAACUGUGGCUGAUCAUUUAUAUGGGAAGCUAUCAAACAGCGGUUUCCUUACUUGGCCUAUUAGGCUGAGCAUUGCAGUAGAGACAGCGAAUGCACUAGCUCACCUCCAUGCAUCGGAUAUCAUACAUCGCGAUGUUAAGACGGCUAACAUUCUCCUAGACAAUAGUUUCAAAGUAAAAGUAGCUGAUUUCGGUCUUUCACGAUUGUUUCCUAAUGGUGUUACUCAUGUCUCAACUGCUCCACAAGGCACACCCGGUUACGUUGACCCUGAGUAUUUCCAGUGCUACCAGCUCAGUGAGAAGAGUGAUGUUUAUAGUUACGGAGUGGUCUUGUUUGAGCUUAUAUCCGCAAAACCGGCAGUGGACACCAGUAGGCACCGAGAUGAUAUUAAUUUGGCUAACAUGGGUAUGAACAGAAUCAGGAACCAUGCAUUGCAUGAAUUGGUUGAUCCAUCUCUUCGAUUCGAGAACGAUUACGCGACGAAAAAAAUGGUAACGGCAAUGGCGGAACUGGCUUCACGGUGUUUACAACAAGAGAGGAAUUUGAGACCUUCCAUGGAACAAGUGUUGCAGACAUUGAUAGGAAUUCAGGGUGAGCAGAUAGGAUUGCAGAAAGCGGAGAAAGAGAAUGUAAGAUGUAGGCGUCAGGAAAUUAGCUGAACACCAAACAUAACCUUUUUUUUCCCCCAUGGAUCGACUGUUUGAUUCUUCAACCAUCAAUAAAUUGUGUUAAGUACAAGCAUUUUUUAGUAUAGCUUUUCCAAUAUCAGAUUCAAAAUUUGCUCCA